AACUGAUUAUAAACCUGCUCGCUGAGAUUCAAGUGGAAUGACAUUCUGUUUAUGACAUUCAUUUCUUGACAGCCAGUACAGUUUCUUAUUUGGAAUUGAUCGUAUCAAUGACAUUUCAAUGCCAAGGAUAUAUUUUAUCAGGAAAUUCUCUUGGGAUGCGAUACACAAGUAACUGCUGAUUGAAUGGUGAAACACAUGACACUGAUCAGAGAGAAGUCUGAAAAGCCUAAACUGCAUGGUUAUGUGAGGACCACUUGACAUUGAGAGCUGACAUUGAUACCUGUACAUAAUAUAUCCCAUAUCUCUCCAGGGAAGUUGCCUGUUGCUGAAUCAUCAAGUUUGAUUUCUGGUGUAUUACAGUCAUUUAGGAGACUCAGUGCCCACAUUAAGUGCCGUUUAAGACAGAUUCAUUGUAUAUUAGUUCCGAUUUAGGCGGCAGUAGCUUGUCUGAAUUGGUGAGUUGUGGCAUUUGAUGCUGACAUAUCCCAGAUAUCUCAGUACAAUUGGAUGUUUCAUAAUUGGACAAUGAUGGUUUAAUGCUGUUACAUUAUAUCUGAAUCCUGCUACAUUGUAUCUGAAUGCUGCUACAUUGUAUCACUGAUUUCUCUUGAGAGGUGAUUCUCUGCUUAAUUGGGAUCAAGACAUUUGAUGCUGGGGCACACGUAUCACUUGCAAGGCAAGCCUUCAAAAGAUUAAACAGCAGUUUGAUGGCAAUUUACUUUAUCUAAAGGUGUAGAUCCCUUUUAGUCGCAGUUCACUGAGGAAGUUACGGUCUACUGAAAUGACAAGAUAACCUUUUUGAACUUAUGGCAGAAAAUAUGGAUUCCAAAGUUAUCAUGACAAAGACAUUUAGUGGCGUCUGACUUUGAUUUGUUUCUCUCUUCUUUUUAUUAUUAUUAUUAUUAUUAUUGCAGCUGUGAAGUUACAGAAAUAGUCUCAUCAUUAUUGUGAUAUGCUCAGUAGAUAAAAAGCAUAAAAAAAGUGAAUACAAGUCCAUCAGACGUACAUAGUCUGGAUAUUUUGGACAAUUCGGCACUUCGUACCAGACCUUGACUAAAAAGCUGGUGUUGAGGUCUUGUUUCCGGUUCUGAUAACAGAGAACUUUGCUAUAGCCAUCACCUGAGACAAUAAACUCUGGAGAUUGUUUUGUUUCUCCUUUUGAUUUUAUAUACAGCUUGUCUUAAUUGCUUGACAGUCUGAGGCGAAGACAUUGUGCUCUCGAAAAGGGCACUGAUGAAUUUGUAACAAUUGGAUGCCACACUCCUCAGUUGCAUGUCUUGGAAAUUGAUAAAUUUAUUUGUGUUAUCAAAUCAGGACUUAAACAAAGGCUGCACAAACUGAAUGCAUGCUUAGCGCUGCGCUGCCUUUGUGAAUAACAUUGAUUGUCGCAGCCACGUUGCCAGAUAUAGAAUUCUCGGAUAUUUGGCUUCAUCCUUGCAGAUAUUAAUCAUUAAUAAUUAACAGCCAACAGCAUCUUCAGGAGCCUGGAAAUGAAUUUGCUUUAAAAUGACAUAGAAAAAGGAGGAUGUUGACCAAAAAGUUUUGAUCAUUAAGAAACUUUAUUGCUCGAUAUUACAUGUACUGUCUUGUUAAUUGCUGACGGGAGGUUGGAACUCUUCCGCUAUCGAGGGUGACAGUUGGAUUCCUAUUUGUGCUCACUGUCAGAUAAGAUUCAGCCCUGGACUUUCCAAGAUGUUCAAUUAUUAUUAUAUUAGAAAUAAGUGUUAUGGUUGCUAAGCGACGUGUGUUGUAACCUUGGUAACCAUGAAAUCUCCCCAGCUCCGGCCAAUGAGUGCUGAGAGAGGGCAUUCUGGGAAGAAAGUCAGUUAUGUUACCCUCCCAUCUCUUGUCCAGAGUCCUGGUAGUAACAAUAUUCACCACCAGAGGUCCCAGAAGUUAAAUGGCCUGUCAAGAUACCCCACCCAGCUCACCAUUACUAACACAAAGUCUAGCAAGACCUCCAGUGGAAAGAGCCAUGCCUAUCAGGAUAAACUGGUUGCCACCGUAGCGCCCACCUUGCCAGCACUGAGUCAGUCCGACACCCGUAGCUCACACAAACAGCAGUAUGAAAACAGUAGCAUACUGCCGCAGAUACCCACCGAUGGAGCGUUGACACGGCAACCGACGCUGGUGAACCAGCAGCCGGAUAGGAUACGGCGUGAUGCAUACGGGAAUAGGAUUCCUAUGACUCCAGAAGAGGUGCUAAAAAUUUACGGCCCAAAGCUCACAGCAUACGAAAAGCAGGAGAUCCACGAUUAUCCUGAAGUAUGGUUUGUGGGGCCAGAUGCCAAAAAAGUAGAGGGUGUUGAUGGCAGUGCACAGAACCAUAAUUACGAUGACGAGAAUGGCUCAUAUGUUAAGGUUCUCCAUGAUCAUUUAGUCUAUAGAUACGAAGUGUUAGAAAUCUUAGGCAAGGGGUCAUUUGGUCAGGUUGUCAAAUGUUAUGACCACAAGACUGAUACUACAGUAGCCAUUAAAAUAAUCAGGAACAAGAAGAGGUUUCACCACCAGGCUCUGGUGGAGGUGAAAAUUUUAGAAAAUUUACGGCGGAAAGACAAGGACAAUCAGUUCCAGAUCAUCCACAUGAGGGAGUUCUUCUACUUCAGAAACCACCUCUGUAUUACAUUUGAAUUGAUGGGCAUGAAUCUCUAUGAGCUGAUCAAGAAGAACAACUUCCAGGGUUUCAGUAUAGCUCUCAUCAGGCGGUUUGCAUUCUCUUUACUACAGUGUCUUAAGGUGCUUUACAAGGAAAAGAUUAUUCAUUGUGACCUCAAGCCUGAAAAUAUUUUAUUGAAGCAGAGAGGCCAGAGCUCAAUAAAAGUCAUAGACUUUGGUUCAAGUUGCUAUGAGCAUCAGAGAGUAUACACCUACAUCCAGAGCCGGUUCUACAGAUCACCUGAGGUAAUCCUGGGUCUGCCUUACUCUAUGCCUAUAGACAUGUGGAGCCUGGGUUGUAUACUGGCAGAGCUGUACACUGGCUAUCCUCUCUUUCCUGGAGAGAAUGAAGUGGAGCAGCUAGCAUGUAUCAUGGAACUUUUAGGACCUCCACCAAACUAUGUGCUGGACCAGGCCACAAGAAGGAGGCUCUUCUUCGAUUCCAAAGGUAAUCCCCGGUGUAUAACUAACAGCAAGGGAAAGAAGAGGAGAGUGGGAACCAAGGACCUGGCCAUGUCCAUCAAAUGUAAUGAUGCCACUUUCCUGGACUUCAUUGCCAAGUGUUUAGAGUGGGACCCCAACAAGCGUUUGACACCAGAGGAGGCAGUGGCUCAUGAGUGGAUACAGCAGGGUCUUGUUCACAAGUCACGCACUUUUUACAAAGAAAGCUCACGAAGGAAAGCCUCAGAUCCUGACAAAUUGGUGGUCAUCAAAGAGAAAACAAAAAUAGCAGAUGAUUGGAUAUCUUCUCAUAAAAAAGACUCUAAACCCAAGUCAGAGCGCCUACAACCAAUUGGUGCUUCAGACCCUGAAGAGCAGGAAACCCCAGGACAGGACCAAUCCAGUGAAAAUAAGGCAGCAAUGAAAGAAAAAGAAAAGACAAUGGUGAAAGACAAGGAAAAGUCACUUAAAGAAAAAGAGAAGACAUUAAUAAGAGAAAAAACAAGUUUAAAAGAGAAAGAAAAGACAAUAUUACGGGAAAAGACCCUUAUAAAAGACAGUGAUGUGGGCAAAAAAGAUGAAGGAACAAGUGACUUUGAAGAGGGAGAGGAGGAGGGGGGAGACUCUGCUCAAUUUUUACCUCCAAUAAAAAGCUAGGACAAAUAGCUUUGGAUGAUAUGAGCAUGUCCUUUUUAGGACCACCUGUGCUGCCCCUGGGGGUUUGAGCAUGCAGGCACAUUUCUUGUGUUAUAAUUAACUGCAGGCAGUCAAGUGGUCAGUUGUUUUGACUGGUCAGUGUCCAGUUUAGUAACUACAUGCUGGAUAUCAUCAUAUUACUGUGAUAUUUAUUUGUUGUUGAUGGUGUUGGUGUAAAUGUCGGUGUUUACUUUUCUUCUAAAUUUCCAUGAUUGUGAACACUUGUGGUGUACCAUGUAGAAUAAUUCUGCAUUGCAAUUUCUUUAAGCCUGAAUAGGUAAUUCAGGGCAAAGGGCUAAUUUUCUACUGGUGUGGUUCUCACCAUGUGAUAACAAACCGUCCAAUCAUAUCUGUUUUUAGAAUGAUCCUAGUUGUAGAACUUGAAACACUUUAUGACAGGAAGUUAAGUAUGGGAAAGCCAUUGUUUGUCACAGCUAACACAGUUGCAAGAGAGCAAGCAAAAGGAAAUCCAUGACAUAUUUUUCAGAUCCAAGAAAUAUGCCCACACAUUUAAAAAAGAAUACUGCAUUGUAGACAAAAACAAAAAUCAAUUUUAUAACCUUUCCCACAUUUCUCAUCCAAAUAAGAUAUAAAUAGCACUUUUCAGAGUUGAAAAGAACAGAGAAAAAGAUAUGAUAAAAUAUCAUUAAUACUAAAUAUUUCCUUAUUGGGUAGUCUUCCUUUUUAUCUCCGCAUUUUUCUAUUCAGGAAAAAAUUAUAAUGAGCUGGCAACAGCUUUAAUUCCAAAUAUAGUUGGUCUCUAAAAAACAGAACCAACACGAGAAAAACUUUGCAUUUGAAAAUUAAUUUCUGUGCAAAUCCCAUUCCCAGGUAUAUGGCAGCUACAUGACCAAUAGACAAUAAGCUAAGUCAGAUUUCAAAAUAUUACAAAUAUGUAUAUGUACACUGUAUGUAUAUUGAGAGAAUUAUAUUUGAAUAUUCAUAUGCUACCGAUUAUUCUCUUUGAAGGAUAUGACCAUUUAGCAAUAUAUAAGGAAUAUAAAUGAAUUAUAUUUAGCAACAUAUUUUUAGCAAAGGCAAUGUUAUGCAUAAAGAUAAUCAGGAUGAAAAAUCAAUGAUGUAAAUCAACUUGGGUAUUUGAUGUGGACAAUCAUAUAAACUUUUAACUGCUCCUGCAAUCCAGAUUACCACAGUCUUGUAUAGAAAAACUCUCUUUGGCUUUGAACUCAAGUCUCUUGCCCUGUCAUUGUCUUAGAAUUUUAUAGUUUAAUCUUCAGACUUGUAGUUUAUCUCUCUUUGAUUUAAAAAUAUGUAGACUUAGUCCUUUUAACCUUAGGAGUUUAGAGCUUAGUCACACAGUAAGUGUGCGUGUAAAUAUGCAUUUGUUUUAGUUAAUAUUGUAGUACGUAGAACUUGGUUUACGUACGUUCCUUUACCUGAGAACUUGCUCAAUAAUGAGAGGGUUCUCACUGGAGACUUGGGGAAUGCUGGGAUACAUUGGCAGCUCAGUCAUUGGCUCGAACUAAUCUUUGUAUUUGUUAUGGAAUUCUCAGUUGAUGACAUUGUAAAAUUUCAGAGAGGCUAUACAAUCUGCUAGACGUUCAAUCUGCGAAUUAUAUAUUCAGUCAAUGAGGUUAUACAUUUUAAUGAUGAACUAUAGACAAAGAAAAUUUGCAUUAAAGAGCACCAAAAAUCUGACCAAGUUGACAUUUUUCCAUGCUGUUCCCCAUUUCACCAGUGGUGAUCCUCUGUAGGUUUGCAAUAUGUGUAUUCUGUAUAUAGAGCACCUUGCGCAUGCUUCUUUAUCUGACCUACUGUUUGGUUUUAUUGUGGACAUUUCUUCCAUAACUUAGUGAAGAUGACUUGCAGGUACAGGGUUUUUGUUAGAUGGAGAGUCGUGGACAAAAUAAUAAUAUGAAUAUAUAAAGUACAUGAGGACAAUUUUACUAUAAUAUGUAGGCAUUGGGAUGAAAAAAUUGAAAUUAUACUUUUUUUGGAGGGGGUGAUAUUAUGGAGUAAGGUGCUGGGGUACCCUGCUCUGCACCCACCCCACCCCCACAGAUCCAGCUUGAAGAGUUCAUAAUUGGACACUGGGGGUGAGAAAUAGGAGGGGGGGGGGGGGUGAAAGUUGGGUUGGUUUUCCUAGUGCAGACUUCAACUGUAGUUUAUUAACUUUUUCAUAUUGCUUCAUGUAGGGCUAGUACUAGUAAAUGAUAUCUUGAGGAUAAUAGAGGAACCUGUAAGUUGUAUGAUAAUGUGGCACAAUGACUCCAGCAUCAUCCCCAUCAAAGAAAACAACCAUGAAUCAUGCCACUAUUCAACACGAAUGGUUUUCCAAGAUAGAUCUCUUGUGCAAAGCUAGGUGUAUAUAACAUACUAAUCCCAGACAAUAAGAGUUAAAAUACAUCUUGAAUAUCUGCCUAAUGAUGUCAAAACUUGUACAUUCAGCUAAAGUGAAUAUAGCAUAAUACUUCCAAUGUUGCAAUCUUAUGCAAAAGAUUCCAGCAUGUGCUUGGUCCUGGCUCGCCCUUUUCAGGGCCACCUGGCUUUUUGGUUAUGCUCAGUCCUCCAAUAGCACUAACAUAUGGUGUGUUUACCUUCAGUUCCAAUAUACAUGUGAAUGCUUGCUAGAAAACAUUGUCAGAGUUUUUAAUUAUCUAAUGGUUUAUAUGAUUGGAUAUUUAUGUAUCUACUUGUUGUAGUUUAAUUUUAGUUUUUCUCUUGCACUUAAUUCAUCUGAUAAAGGCAGAGCUUGCCAAAGGAAUGCCUUUAUAUAUUACAGUUGAUACAUGGUUAUUUAUAUUUAUGUACAUAGUUUAAUUGAACCCAUGUUUUAUUCUUAUCUGAUUUUUUUGACAAUAUUGUAAUAAGUGGUUUUUGUGACUCGUACAGAGUGAAUAUACAAACAUACUAUACAUAUACUUGUACUGGUAUACCUGUAAUAUAUUUGUUUAAAAUACAAUAUUUUAUCAAGUUUUAGUGUUAUAUCCAUUUUUCAUGUUAUUUAUAAAUGGCCUAUCUAUAGAAAGGGCAAAGGUGAAUUAGAUUUUCUAUAGGCAUACUUAUUCAAAGUUGACCUGGGUGUAAAGUUGACCCAAAGAUAGGGCCAUUUUCACAAAAAUACUUAAGACCAGUAAUAGUGGUUUUAAGCAGGUCAAGCCUAAUGCCUGUACCCCUGUAGUUAUCUUAAUAGUAGCUGCUUUUUGUUUAUUAUUAUUUCUUUAUUUCAUUUUUAUUAAAUUAUUAUUAUUAUUUUGUACUUUAUAACAAAACAGACCAAAAGUUUAACUUGAUUUUUUAAAAUUGUAUUUAUAUUUAUUUAAUUCCAUUAUUUACAAACCAUGCACAGCAGUUUACAUCAUUCUAAUAGACAACUACUGAUUUCCAUGUAUCUUUGGUCACAGUAUAUUAUAUGUUUUGGUACUUUGAUUAAGACUGUGAAACUGAACCAUGGUAAAUGUUUACUGUAAUUUGCAUCUCGGAAGGACAAAAUAUGUACAAGUUUGCCCCAACACAAAUAUAUUCAGUAAAUAUCCGUCCACCUAACAGUAUAAGCAGAUGAUUAUUGAAAUAUGUGUAUUUAUAUAUCAGAUGGUUUACAAAAACGUUAAAGAUAAUUCCGUCCCAUGGUUUUACAUUGGUGGUACAAAUUUUAAGAUUAAAACAAUUACAAGUAUACAUGUAUUAUUACUCGUCGCAAAUAUUUCAAACUCUUCUUGUGUCAGAUCAUUUAUCCUUUCAGUUGUUGCAUGUUCAGUGCUCACAACAGUAAAAUGUAGGAUUAUAAACUGUGCUGUAUUUCUUUUUAUUAUUAUUAUUAUUUAUUCUUUUAUAAGUCCAAAUAAAAUGUUUUCAGUGUUGAUCAAAAAUUGUGAGUAGUGAAGGUAAUAGACUACUCCAAUCCGUCCGUUUACUCUGAAUGUCAACUUGUAUAUGGUAAUAUUGUAUAUGUAUAUUGUAUACAGUAUAUUGUUAUGUACAGGAAAUGGUACAUGCAUUCCUGCUGUUGUCAUAAUGUCACGUGACUCAACACGUAGUAUGGGCGUGGCAGUUAUAAGACAAUAAAUCUAACAAAAAUAUGUACUCCUUUCCACU
This is a messenger RNA of Lingula anatina, 7848 nucleotides long. RefSeq names its product dual specificity tyrosine-phosphorylation-regulated kinase 4-like. Gene Ontology annotation, cellular component: nucleus; cytoplasm; cytoskeleton. Gene Ontology annotation, biological process: peptidyl-serine phosphorylation; peptidyl-threonine phosphorylation. Lineage: Eukaryota; Metazoa; Brachiopoda; Lingulata; Lingulida; Lingulidae. Gene Ontology annotation, molecular function: protein serine/threonine/tyrosine kinase activity; protein serine/threonine kinase activity; ATP binding. The record is from RefSeq and is a predicted model, not a curated record.